ACCAUAGAACAAAAUAACAAAUGACUGAAGUCGACGUCGUUUUGCCGGAGGGCGUUGCCGAGCCCACAACCAAUAUACUAACCAAGGGGGCAGCCAACGACGACGACGACAACAACAGCAAYAGCAGAAGCAGCAGCCCGGCUGAGACGCAAGAUGAGCAGAAGACAAACUCUAAAGCUGAUCUGGAGAAGGAUGGGCAGAUAGAGCCCGCUAAGGAAACGGAAGCAGAUGCAGAUGUUACAGCUACAAAGCUGCCGCUGGAUAGCAAUUGCAACAGUAACAGCAACAGCAACAGCAACGAUGAUAGCAAGUCGAAUCCGAAUCCUGCGCCCGAAGCCAUGGAUGUGGAUGACACUGAGGAGGGUGACUCACAAAUAACCAGCUCUAGCUCCACAGAGAAUGCCAAUGGCAAGGAGUCCAAGCUGAAUGAAGAUGAUGAGGACGAAGAAGAGGAGGAGGAAGUGACCACCAAUGGGGAUCACGAAGAUGCGGAGGAUGAAAAAAUAGGCAGUACUGCAGAAAACAGUUGCGAUGCCGAAGAUCCUCUGGGUGCAGCUACACAGCCGCCUGCCGAUAAAGAGGAGAAGGAACGAACGGAGCAGAAGAAGAGGGUGGAGAAUGCAGAAGAGGUAGAUGGAGUCGAUGACGAGGAGGCUAGCCAGCAAAGUGGCACAGCUAAAACGGUGACCGACUCGGAAGCCGAUGGAGAUGCAGAUGCAAUGCACACCGAGGAGGAGGAAGUGCAAGAGAAGGAGAAGACGGAGAUUGAGAAGGAGAAGGAGACGCCAAUGAAUGGCUUCACAGAAAGCCCAAAGGCUAAAGAAUCUGCUGCUGUUGUGCCCGCUGUCAAGCCCAACGGUCAGGCCACAGCAGCGGAAGCAACGAAAAGCAAUGACGAUGCAGCUGUAGUUAAUCUGGACGAGGACAGUGAUGAGGAAAUGGCAGACCUGACGGAACAAAAGGAAACCCCAUCAACAGCCGUAGCUGCUGCCAAGCCAAACGCAAGUCCUAGCAAAGCAAAUGCCAUGCCUGCAGCGGUUGCGUCAAGCAGCGCUGAUUCCUCGGAUGAUGCAGUGCUCAUUCCCUCCGAUUCAGAUUCGGAGACGGGACAGACAGCUGCAACGCCAAUGACGCCGCAAAGCAAAAAGUUGCCAGCCGUUGUGAAGCCAACGCCGCCACCACCACAGCCAGCACCACCAGCACCAGCCGAUCAGGAUGACGACGAUGAUGAUGACUGUGUGGUCAUUGAGGAUGAUACGCCGCCAAGUAUUUCGCCCAGCGAUCAUGCGCUUAACAAGCGCAAGAGCGACAUGGACGACCUGCAUCCCAAUAGCAAACGACAGCGAUGCUCCACCCCAUCCGGAAUGGGUGCGGGCAUGGGCAUUGGCCUGGGACAGCUGACCAUCAAGGAUGCACGCACUCUAAUGCCACACGAGGCGGGGCCAACUAUUGCAGGGGUCGGCGGUGCUGUCUAUCCGGUGACCAUAACGAAUGCCGUAACCGGAGUGGCCACCAAUCUGGGCAAUACGCCACCGAAACUGGUGCCGAUGGCCGGCAUGGCAGGAGCCGGACUGGGCAGCACAGUGCAGCUGACUCCGUCCACACUAUCGCUGACUGCUGCCGGGCUGCCCAGCAUGACGAACAAUGCGAAUCUGUUGCCAGGCUUGACGGACGAUAUGUUCGUGCUGGAGGCACCAUCGUUUAUUGUGCCCUACAUCUAUGAGAAGCCCCCGAACGACAAUAUACGCGAGGUCAUCAAGGCCAUUGAGACGAAGUAUGCGCUCUCGGCCGAGGAUCUGGCCGUGGCGGACAAGGUGGACGAGUUUGACAUGAUGACCGAGCAGAACAAAGAGGACAAAGCGAAUGCGGAUGGCACGGCGACAACGAAUGCUCCAGCUGGUAAAAAGAAGCGGAAGAAUGGCGAUGAUGAAUCGUGGUCAGAGCAAUCAGAUGAGGAUGACGAUGACGACGACGACGACGACUCCGAGUCAGGUGUGCGCACCAAGGUGUUAAUCAAGGAGGUCAGCGAUGAUAUCUCCGCCCUGAAGAGCGCCAUCAAACCCGCCGCUGCAGUCGUCGCUUCGGGCGGCGCUGCCUCCAAUGUACCCGCAAAGCCUGGCCAGGAGAACUACUUUGAGAGUCCCUUAGGCAAGUUCUUUAUGGACAUUGGUGUGGGCCUGGUGCAGGAGUAUGUGCAGUCGGAUCUGCUGCGAUUACAAAAGCGUAAGAUGCGUAAAUCUCUGUCGCGGGAUCCCAAGGACUUUGAGAUGGCCAUCAAUGCGUUGAGCGGCAACCUGCAGGCCUCCAAGACGAAAAACGCCCCCUUCAAGUUCACAAUGAAACGCUGUGAAUUCUGUAACUUCAAAUCCGAAUCUGCGCUCUCCAUGGCGAAUCACUACGAAACGCCGCAUAUGAAUGGCGUCUUAUACAAGUGCAACUUCUGUACAUUUGAGAUUCGGAAUGCCACUGAGAUCGUUUACCACAUGGAGGCCGUGCACAAUAUCAAGGCGCGUCUGAUUAAGCCGCUGCCGUAUCACACGUGUCCCAACUGCGGCUUCGAGGACAAUGGCAAGGCGAAGCUGGCACGCCAUCAGCCGGUUUGCGCCAAGAAGUUCCGGCCGGAACUGAAUCUGGCGCCGCCCAACGACUGGGAGGCGCCUGCUAAGAUACCGCGCAUCAAGCCACGCCACGGACUCGUGGGCACAGCCACUGCCUAUCAGGCCAUGGCGGCGCAGGCAGCAGCGCAAAAGGCAGCGCUGGCAACCAUACAACAGCAACAGGCAGCCGCACAGGCGCGCAAUUUGCAGGCCGCCGCGUUGGCAGCCCAAAAUGCCGCCAAGAUGCGGCAACGCGCUCCACAGCUGCCCAAGGUCAUGCCCAAUGCCAACAGCAUGGUCAGGAAUCCUGCGCCCGUACGCGGUGCCAUUGGCGCCGGCAACGCGGCACUGUCGCUGCCCAACAGCUAUCAACUGGCUGCCGGACAGCUUGUGCAGCAAGCGUCUAAGAAGCCCGUCGCGGGUCAGCCGAGCAUCUCAAUAACGCCACUACCUCGACAAACAGCCACUGGCAGCAAUGCGGCCGCUGCUUCGUCCAGCAAGGCGCCAGCGACAGCGGCGGCGGCUGGCAUGAAGCCCGGCCAGAGUCCCAGCGGCGGCAACAACAAGGCGCAGUUUGUCAUCUGCGAGAUAUGCGAUGGCUAUAUCAAGGAUCUGGAACAGCUGCGCAAUCACAUGCAGUGGAUGCAUAAAGUGAAGAUACAUCCCAAGAUGAUCUACAAUCGUCCACCUUUGAACUGUCAGAAGUGUCAGUUCCGUUUCUUUACGGAUCAGGGCCUGGAAAGACAUUUGCUGGGCUCACAUGGCUUAGUGACAAGCUCUAUGCAGGAGGCGGCUAACAAGGGCAAAGAUGCCGGCCGUUGUCCCGUCUGUGGCAGGAUGUACCAAUGGAAGCUACUGAAUCACGUAUCGCGCGAUCACCAUAUGACCCUGAAACCUGCACAUUUAUCGUACAAGUGCACCGUCUGCACGGCAACCUUUGGCAUGUACAAACAGUUUGAGACGCAUGUGUAUACGGCGCAUAGCACCGUGGCCCGAAAGGCAAUGGACAGCAAGAAGAAUAGCGCACAGUCCAGUAGUGGUGGCAGUGGUGGUGCUGGUGGUGCCGGUGGAAUGGCGCGCAACGCGCUCGGAGCCGCAAAUGAAUCAUUGCUAAAGCCGCUGAAGAUCAACGAUGAGAUCACCAUCAUACCACAGCCCGCAUCGAAGCCACGGAUCACAAAUAUGGAGAGUCAUGUCAUAGAUUAAACGGCGCAUUGGAUCAACCAAAAAGAAAAAAAAAAAAAAAAAA
This is a messenger RNA of Drosophila arizonae, 3846 nucleotides long. It is a transcript of the gene MEP-1, whose product is annotated as zinc finger protein MEP-1. NCBI's taxonomy places the organism in Eukaryota, Metazoa, Arthropoda, Insecta, Diptera, Drosophilidae. The record is from RefSeq and is a predicted model, not a curated record. Gene Ontology annotation, biological process: positive regulation of transcription by RNA polymerase II. Gene Ontology annotation, cellular component: nucleus.